This is a messenger RNA of Rotaria sp. Silwood2, 213 nucleotides long. Lineage: Eukaryota; Metazoa; Rotifera; Eurotatoria; Philodinida; Philodinidae. The record is from the annotation of a GenBank genome assembly.
AUGCAUAUUCAGCACAAAUAUCAUAAUCAUUUUUCUGAUAUUAUUUGGAAUAAUAUCAAUCAUUUGGAUGUACAUCAAAAUUUAUCUACUAAUGUUAUAAGUCGUUCUCGUACAGCUAUUUCACGACGCAAAAAAAAAAGAAAUUUAAAAUUAAAAUGUAUUCAACAAACAUUUACAUUAAAUCAUGAAAUUUCUGAAUUAAUUCGAAUGUGA